AUGGAUCAAGGACCAUGUGCUGGUUUUACGAAUCACAUUCGAGAUGAACCUCUGGGCGGAGCGUGCGUUGGUGUGGGCGGUGCUCAGCAAGACGUCUUCAGAGUGCAGAAAUUCCCCUUGAUUUCUCAACGGAGUUUACUUUCUCUCGAUGGAUCUCUAUCGGGUGUAAUAGUUCCCAUUGACGGCCAUGCGUAUGCGGGCAGUCAGGUCUUAGUGGAUUAUCGUUACCACGCGUCGGCGUCGUCGUCGGAAAUGUCUUGUGAAAGCGACGACGGAAUACAACGAGGCUAUUGA
This is a messenger RNA of Haemonchus placei, 294 nucleotides long. Lineage: Eukaryota; Metazoa; Nematoda; Chromadorea; Rhabditida; Trichostrongylidae. The record is from the annotation of a GenBank genome assembly.